This is a messenger RNA of Elephantulus edwardii (Cape elephant shrew), 468 nucleotides long. It is a transcript of the gene TMEM210, whose product is annotated as transmembrane protein 210. The record is from RefSeq and is a predicted model, not a curated record. The transcript is spliced from 4 exons. Lineage: Eukaryota; Metazoa; Chordata; Mammalia; Macroscelidea; Macroscelididae. The coding region runs from base 1 to 468 and encodes 155 amino acids.
AUGGCCCUUCCUCUGAAGCCCAACUUGGGUCUGGCUGGCAGCCCCCUCAGCCUGAUAUGUCUGUCCCUCCUGUUCAUCCCUGUCAAAGGCGGAACGUACUGUGAGUGCAGCUUGGGCCUCAGCCGGGAGUCACUCACAGCCCUGCUCGUGGUGCUGGCUGGUAUCAGCACCAGCUGCUUCUGCGCCCUGGUCGUUGUGGUGGUGGGCGUCAUGCGGGCUAAUGACUCAAGCUACCCUGGAGAAGUAGACAGCAGGUUGGUGGGGCAGUACAGGGUCCAGGAGGACCGCGUGGACGUGCACACGGUGCAUGUGGAGUCCCACCUCGUAGACCAGAACCCAGAAGCCUCUCUGAUGGAGGACAAGGGCCUCAGGACCACCCCCAUGCAGGGCCGGGAGAAACCAAUUCCCCCCCCUCCUCCACCACCCCCUCCACCCCCUCCCAUCCCCAGAGCAGAGGGAGGGCUGUGA